AUGUUUGGAUCACUUCUGCUGGGAAUUGCAACGCUUCUGGGGCUGAUAUACGCCUUUCUGGUCUCCAACUUUGGCCACUGGCGAAGGCGUGGCGUGCUGGAGCCCCGCGUCCUUCCGCUCCUCGGGUCCUUUCCCAAUAUUGUGUGGCCACGCCAGCACUUCACCAUGGACAUGCGCGACAUUUACAUGCGAUAUCGGAAUUCACACAGCUAUGUCGGCUGCUUUUUACUACGAGCCCCCAAAUUGCUCGUUUUGGAGCCCCGUUUGGUCUACGAAAUCUACGUGAGCGCCUUCAGUCACUUCGAGGACAACGAUGUCUCCAAAAUGGUGGACAUCGCCAAGGAUCGUCUGGUGGCCCGCAAUCCGUUUGUCCUUGAAGGCGACGAGUGGCGCCGCCAGCGGGCGGUCUUCUCAACUCUGCUGACCAACGGAAGGAUUCGGACCACCCACGCCAUCAUGCAGCGCGUCUGCAGGGAUCUCUGCGAGUUCAUAUCGAGGAAGUCAGAGGGUGGAACGGAACUGGAUGUCAUCGAUCUCGGCUUGCGUUUCACCGGUGAAUCCCUGUUCGAUUGUGUCCUGGGAAUCCAAGCGCGAACCUUCAGCGAUAAUCCUUUGCCAGUUGUCCGCCAGAAUCAGGAAAUGUCCGCCGAGAAUCGGGGAUUGGCCAUAGCUGGUGCCGCUUGUGGACUAUUUCCCAAUUUACCGCGACGUCUGCGCCCCAAGAUUUUUCCCCACUCCCAUGAUCGAUUUUUUGGCGCCAUGAUCAGUGAAGCGCUUCGUCUGCGACGAUCCAAACACCAGGAGAGGAAUGAUUUCAUCAACCAUUUGUUGGCGUUGCAAAAGGAGCACGACCUCAGCGAAGAGGACAUGGCCUCGCAUGCCAUGACCUUCAUGUUCGAUGGACUGGACACCACCUCCAAUAGCGUUGCCCAUUGCCUUUUGCUGCUUGCUCGUAAUCCCGACUGUCAGCAGCGUUUAUUUGAGGAACUGCAGGAGAUAAGUUCUGGUGGAGAUCUGCCAGAUCUGGAUGCUCUCAUAGAUCUGCCUUACCUAAGUGCCUGUUUCAAUGAGAGCUUGCGAAUUUAUCCCGCUGGCGGUUGGGCCUCAAAAACCUGCACGAAGGCGUACGAACUAAAGGGUAGUCACCAUUCGGAGCCCCUAAAACUGCGACCCGGCGAUAAUAUAAUGGUGCCCAUUUAUGCCCUGCACAAUGAUCCUGACUUUUAUCCGGAACCGGAUGUAUUUCGACCCGAGAGAUUUAUGGACGGCGGACUGAAGAACUUCAAGCAGCGGGGAAUAUUUCUGGGAUUCGGAAAUGGACCUCGUCAGUGUGUGGGAAUGCGAUUGGGCCUGGCCUUGGCGAAGGCAGCUCUGGCGGCGAUUCUCCAGCGAUUCGAGGUCCUGGUAAGUCCCCGAACCCAAAAGGGAACCGAAAUAGAUCCAAAGAUCUUUGUGGGUGUCCACAGAGGUGGCAUUUGGUUGGAGUUUAAUCCGCGAACAAUCUAGGAUAUAUGGGAUAUAUAAGAAAGUACUGGAAAUGGUUACCUAUUCAUAAUUUAAAAGGCCAACAAAUUUGAUGAUACUGUAAUCCAAAGAGGAAUAGUCAAUUUUUUUUUAUUUCUUUUUAUUUAUUUUAAUUGUUUUACAGGGUUUUAUAUAUUUGUACUUUUUUAUUUAUGCAAAAAUGAUAACCAAAUUACAUCGUUUUGAUGAUGUAUUUGUUUAACUGUGCAUGGCUUUUCCGACAGGUUUUCAUUGUUAUUUUUCUUAACAAAGUCAGUGGUUCAAUAAAAAUUAGAGUGGGUCAUCGCCUUUGUUAGGCUCGGGGUUUAGCUGAAUUCAGCUGGGAAUUAUGUCAUCAGGUGGUGUCCAAACACAGGCUUAACAUCAAUAAGUCAUCCGCAUUAAAUGCAUUCACAUAUCUACACUUGAAAAAAUCAAUUAUGUAUUUAAGAGAUGCUGAUUGUUAUAAAGUUUUGGUUGCUCAAAAAUGGAAACGAAUAUAAAUAAAAAAAUGUUAU
Messenger RNA from Drosophila ficusphila, 2021 nucleotides. RefSeq names its product probable cytochrome P450 28c1 (gene Cyp28c1). The record is from RefSeq and is a predicted model, not a curated record. The coding region runs from base 1 to 1506 and encodes 501 amino acids. Gene Ontology annotation, molecular function: monooxygenase activity; oxidoreductase activity, acting on paired donors, with incorporation or reduction of molecular oxygen; heme binding. NCBI's taxonomy places the organism in Eukaryota, Metazoa, Arthropoda, Insecta, Diptera, Drosophilidae. The transcript is spliced from 5 exons.